CUUGCCUCGCAGGCCCGGUGGCGUCGAGGGGGUACCUGCUCGUACACACCAAUGGUGGCCUCAACCAGAUGCGCGCUGGGAUCAGUGAUAUGGUGGCAGUUGCGCGCAUACUUAAUGCUACACUCAUCAUUCCAGAGCUUGAUAAGAAAUCAUUUUGGCAUGACAGAAGCAACUUUUCAGAUGUCUUUGAUGAAGAACACUUCAUAAAUUCUUUAGCAAAUGAUGUGAAAGUUGAGAAGAAAUUGCCUAAGGAGUUGGUGAAAGCUCCAAAGUCUGUUAGGUACUUCAAGAGUUGGUCUGGAGUAGAUUAUUACCAGGAUGAAAUUUCUCCACUGUGGGAUCAUCGCCAGGUCAUUCGAGCUGCUAAGUCAGAUUCUCGCCUCACAAACAACUACCUUCCUACUGACAUUCAAAAGCUUCGCUGUCGGGCCUUUUUCCAUGCACUUAGAUUUGCUCCCCCAAUUGAAGCUUUAGGCAAGCUAUUGGUGGAGAGGAUGAGAUCAUUUGGACCAUAUAUUGCUUUGCAUCUACGCUAUGAGAAGGAUAUGCUUGCUUUUAGUGGGUGCACAUAUGGUCUAUCUCAAACAGAAUCAGAAGAACUUGCAAUGAUCAGAGAAAACACAACCUACUGGAAGGUGAAAGACAUUGAUCCAUUAGAACAAAGAUCCCAUGGCUAUUGCCCCUUGACACCAAAGGAGGUUGGCAUGUUUCUUUCUGCCCUUAGAUAUCCAUCAAGCACCCCAGUGUACAUAGCCGCAGGGGAAAUAUAUGGAGGUGAAUCUCAUAUGGUUGAUUUGCAAUCACGCUUCCCGAUUCUCAUGAACAAGGAGAAACUUGCCUCAGCCGAGGAGCUACGUCCUUUUCGCCAAUAUGCAGCUCAAAUGGCAGCUCUGGAUUACAUUGUUUCGGUGGAGAGCGAUGUCUUUAUUCCAUCCUAUUCAGGGAACAUGGCACGGGCUGUUGCAGGUCAUCGCCGUUUUCUUGGUCAUCGGAAGACAAUAAGUCCCGACAGGAAAGCAUUAGUUCGAUUGUUUGACAAAGUUGACAGUGGUUUACUGAAGGAAGGCAAGAAGCUAUCCGAAAGGAUACUAGACAUGCAUCGGAAAAGACAAGGCUCUCCACGGAAACGAAAAGGUCCAGUCUCGGGAACAAAGGGCAAAGACAGGUUUCGGUCAGAAGAGGCGUUUUAUGAGAAUCCUCUUCCCGACUGCCUGUGUCAACCAGGGUCUCCAGACAGCGAUGAUUCUCUUGUCAGCAUCUAAGCCAUGGAGCCGAUCGUCCUUGCUGAUCCCGGUAGCCACUCCCGUGUAAAUAGAGCAAUUCAGAAACACAGAGGAAGAUGCACACUAAUAAUUCCACCGAGCACGGUGCACACUGACCAGAGCUUCCGUGUCCCUAACUUGAUGCGCCAACUAUUUGUUGGCGCACCGUCGUCCAGCUGUGGCUGAAGUUCUGGCAUGGUUGGGCUUGUUCAGAAGUCGACAGCUGGAGGUGGAAGCAGCUGUCCAAGGCCACAUAUGUAGCCAAAUUGCUUUAUAGGACUAUAGAUAAGUUUUGUGAAUCUUUAGAUAGGGAUAAUUAACUCAACUUCUUGUAAGUAGAUGGUAAUGAACAGAGGAAUAUAGAAUUACUGGAGCAGCUUGACAUCAACAUUCACUCAGAUAAAGUUUCAUCUUUCAUGUGCCUUCGUCUUCGUUGUUAGAUGAACAGAUUUUGACAUUUUAUACUGAGGCUGAACCCACGUUAUUAUGAA
This is a messenger RNA of Panicum virgatum (switchgrass), 1753 nucleotides long. RefSeq names its product O-fucosyltransferase 7-like. Lineage: Eukaryota; Viridiplantae; Streptophyta; Magnoliopsida; Poales; Poaceae. Bases 69 to 1262 code for a protein of 397 amino acids. The record is from RefSeq and is a predicted model, not a curated record. Gene Ontology annotation, cellular component: cytoplasm. The transcript is spliced from 9 exons.